UGGGGUACUGAAGCCGCUUCUGACAGAAAAUCGCCACCACAAAUUCACAAUUAGUUUGUUGCGUUGUAUUUCUUCUCACGAAUUUCCACGUCUUCAUAAAACAAUAAAUGAAUGAAGGAGCAGAAAGCGGACUGUUUCAAAUGCGUGUUUUUAGGCUAACCAAAGAGCAGCAAAAGAGGUUCGAAGCAGUUAAUGAUAAAGUCAUCCAAUGCUGCUGAAGUGUGCGGAGUGUGUGAGCAUAUAAAUAGACGAUCUUCGGUGCUAGCUAAAAGGCUACGGCUAACGAGCCACCAGAGGACCCGGGCAGCUCCGCUCCUCGCCUCGGUAUGCUGCCCGCGGACGCUACCAUGACCUCCAUCGUUCAGAGAAUAGCCCGGCAGGCUCUCAUCACCUUCAGGAGUCCGCCCCGGGUCGGCGAAGAGCCCGGCAAGUCUUUCCUGGAGAACCACAGCAAGUUGAAGAGCCUGAUGACGGAAGUGCAAGCGGCGGACCUGAAGCUGGUGCCGCGAAGAGCCGACGAUAGCCCGCCCGGCGUGCCGCCUCCUCACCCGUACCACCACGGUGCCCCGCCGGUCACCUACAUGCACAUCUGUGAGACGGACCACUUCAGCAUGGGGGUGUUCCUGCUGAAAAGCGGCGCUUCCAUCCCACUACACGACCACCCGGGGAUGCACGGCAUGCUCAAAGUCAUGUACGGCAAGGUCAGGAUCAGCUGCUUUGACCGGCUGGAGCGGCCGACCGGCGGCACGCAGCCGGCGCCCGCGGCGGCCCAGAUGGGCGCUCUGCGGCGCUCCGUGCUCCGCUCCACCGGGGAGUACACGGAGGAGAGCGGCCCGUGCGUCCUCUCCCCCGACCGGGACAACCUGCACCAGAUCGACGCCGUGGACGGGCCGACAGCGUUCAUGGAUAUCCUGGCCCCGCCGUACGACCCGGACGACGGCAGAGACUGUCACUACUACAGGGUGCUGCCCGGAGCCGAGGUUACAGACACGGAGCAGACGGGGAAGGAGCUCUGGCUUAUGAAGAUCUCCCAGCCUCCGGACUUCUGGUGUGGAGGGGAGCCGUACCCGGGCCCGGAGGUCUGCCUCUGAUCAGCCGACCGACCUGCAGCCGCUAAAUGUCGUCUUUUCUCGGGCUGGCGUGGUGCAUGCAGGAGGCUCUAGGGCUUGGUUGGAAAACUGGAGGGUCUCAAAAUCAAUGACACGUUUAUCAGUGACAUAAGAAUGUAAAGUGUAAAUUAACUGGUCAAAUUUGGGCUUUUUAGACAGAGUUUCACAGCAGAAAUGGUGCAGCACAGAAUCAGCCGACCUCAUUGUUGGUUUUUAAAAGGUGAAACAUAAGUAGUCAAGUGUCCAUUUCACUUUGACAAAAACUGGAGCCUCAGGCAAUUCUUCCUGCUAGUGCUGUGAAAGAUAAUGGGAUCAGGGAGCAGAUAUUUGCAGCUCAUUAUCCUGCUGUAAAUGCACUAAUUAGUUCUCUUUGUUGUGUGAAUACCAACUAAGAGAUUUCAGAGAUUAGCUCUAUUUUUAAAAAAAUGGAAUAGUCAUGAUUCAUUUAUUCUAAAAUUCAACUUUCUGGGGAAACAUUUCAGUCUCUGAGGCUCCAAACCUCAGGACAGCUGAGCAGAAUCUGAUGUUUCAAUCACUCUGUGUGUCAGAGGUUCAAACUCUGCAAUGUCACUAUUUGCAUUUCUGGACUAAUAUGGUGUAAAAACCUGAGAAGCACCAGAAUUGGAGGCUAAAACAAGAUCCAGAACAUUGCUUUUUCUUGUGCAAGUUGCCAAGAUGAUGAUGAUGUGCAGGUUGCUAAUGCUGCUUUCAAGAACAGUCGGGAAGUUUGUUAGGGCUGACUGCAUCUUGGUCGAAGUCUUGAAGGUUUAUAUAAAGUUUAAAAAUAGAAAUACACACACAGCUGCCUCCAGAGACACUAAAUUUCAGCUUUGCAAGUCUAAAAUCAAUCACUUACUGCUGGUAAAUGGCUCGUUCUGUUCAUUAAUGUCAUAUUUAUUCCACAUUAAAUGCAUGGCAGAUGCAGUGCUCGAAUGUUUCCACACAUGAUGUUCCAGACUUCUGGCUGAAUGCAGCAUUUAAAGGUGGACAGUGUUCGUCGCCCGGGACCAUGGAGGGAUUCUGUUUUGAUCGUCUUCCUGCUUCAGCCUUUGUGAUGUUUGUUCUGCUCUGAUAAAGAAACUGUGUGAACCUUCAGGUCUCUUUUGAAGACUAAAAUGCAUCUAAACCUGCAGGUGAUCAUGAUUCUACAAACUGUCUUUUUAUGCUGAGAACAUUUUCAUCCUCAGGACUGUUUGUGAGAUUUUUUUUUUUUUUUUGAAAGAUGUGCACUAAAUCAGGCAUCAAGGCUCAAACCUUCCUAUAGAAAGGAGAGAUUUCCUUAAAUCAGCCAAAACUGUCACUGUAAUCACAAAAUUCAGACUAAGUUUGUUUUCUCAGUUUAAUGUUGCAGUUAAUCAGAAUAUUGUUCCUAGAUUAAGAAAUCUGAGCUCAGAAAACAAAUCUCUGCCGCAGUAAUAUUCAUGUUUCGUUCAAAUAUUCACAGGGGAAUUGCUGAAAAUGAUGCUUGUUCCAAAAUUAGUCGUGGCAUGAAAUUAAGCUCUAAAAUUCACAGGGCUGGGGGUGUCUGAGGUGAGUUUCCUUUAAAAGUGCACACAUUACAUCAGCUGCAGUGCUGUAUUACUGUGGAGAUGUUUACAGGGCUUCAGUUAAGCUUUUUCAGUCAGAUUCAGGCCUAAUAAUCCAGUCGGUGUUAAAUGAACUGUAGACGCGUCGAUGUAUUUUGCCUGUAAUGAAGGUUUUCUGUCUCUUCAUAUAAAAUGUGCUGUUUA
Messenger RNA from Acanthochromis polyacanthus (spiny chromis), 2839 nucleotides. RefSeq names its product 2-aminoethanethiol dioxygenase-like. NCBI's taxonomy places the organism in Eukaryota, Metazoa, Chordata, Actinopteri, Pomacentridae. The record is from RefSeq and is a predicted model, not a curated record. Gene Ontology annotation, molecular function: oxidoreductase activity, acting on single donors with incorporation of molecular oxygen, incorporation of two atoms of oxygen. Bases 327 to 1091 code for a protein of 254 amino acids. Gene Ontology annotation, cellular component: mitochondrion. The transcript is spliced from 2 exons.